AUGGGGAGAGUGAAGCUUCAGAUCAAAAAGAUUGAGAACACAACAAAUAGACAAGUCACUUUCUCGAAGAGGAGAAAUGGUUUAAUGAAGAAAGCUUAUGAACUUUCUGUUCUCUGUGAUGUUGAUGUUGCUCUCAUCAUGUUUUCUCCUUCUGGUAAAGCCACUCUCUUUUCUGGCCACAGAAGCGUUGAAGAAAUUCUUGAUCGAUAUAUAAACAUUCCAGAUAGAGAACGUGGAAGGAUGCAUAAUCAAGAGCAUAUUCGGAAGGUUCUUAGUAGGUUAAAAGCCGAAACCGAUCAAAUAUGUCAAGCUUCUGGCGCGACGAUUGCAGACGCAAAACACAAGGAGGUUCAAAGAGAAAUUCUCAUCUGCAGGUCUCGAUUGGAAGAGACGAUGAAUCGACUAAGGAUAUACGAAGGAGAUCCUUCUGAGAUUACCACAUUAAGUGAGGCCGAAUAUCGUGAACGGGUCCUUCAAGAAACUUUAAAACAAGUGCAAAUGCGAAAACGUAUCUUGGAGGAAGAACAUAUUUCUCAGGCAUCUCCACAGGUACAUCUUAUAAAAAGUGUAGAUGUAGAUGGAUCUUCUGCUGGAACUACAGAGAAUGCAUUAGGCUGGUUUUCAGAAGAUAAUAUUACCUAUGACCAGAUUUUGAACUUUGUGAAUGGUUAUUAUAAACCUCCUCCUCUCAGUGAUCAACAAUCACUAAAUACUGCGGUCAAUAUGGUGACGCCAACUUCAACCCUUCUGCACGCUGCAAACUUGGAUCGUGACUAUCAAAUUGGUCUCAAGGAUGGUGCAGAGGCUGACACUAAUAGUACACCAAGUCCUGAGUUUGGACACGUUAUGGACACCAGUUUGGAUUUUUGGGCGAACGUUUAUCAUUCAGGGUCAUUGUCAAUUGCAGAAACAAGAGAAGAACUACUUGAACAGAAUUUGCUCAAUGUACUCCCUCAAAUACUUUAA
This is a messenger RNA of Lathyrus sativus (Indian pea), 966 nucleotides long. The record is from the annotation of a GenBank genome assembly. NCBI's taxonomy places the organism in Eukaryota, Viridiplantae, Streptophyta, Magnoliopsida, Fabales, Fabaceae.